Messenger RNA from Paraphaeosphaeria sporulosa, 1383 nucleotides. RefSeq lists its product as uncharacterized. The record is from RefSeq and is a predicted model, not a curated record. The transcript has 2 exons. Lineage: Eukaryota; Fungi; Ascomycota; Dothideomycetes; Pleosporales; Didymosphaeriaceae. The coding region runs from base 292 to 1194 and encodes 300 amino acids.
GGUGUGACAUAAGGAUAGACCCACAGAGUGCCCGAAAUUACUAUGCCACACUGAUUCCGACAUCGUUCAAGCCAAGUUGAGCAGCACGCAUCGACUGGAUGCUGUUCAGAUCUACGGGUGACAGGUUGCGACCUCUCUCUUCGCUCUGGGUCGUUCGAAGGAGACAGGAUCGAAACCGAGAGACCUUUCACAAACCGGAUGUUGCUCCUCCAUAUACACCCAGAAUUAUCAUAGGUAGGGGGUCCGAACGUACACGACUCUCACUCCAAGGCGCACCCAUUGACUCUUCCGAUGCCAGCUUGUGCUACCAUGCUGCAGACCGGCGGUGCAAUACGCAUCGUAGAUGACCACCCUGCCAUUCGCUCAAUCACGGCGUCCGCCUGUGUCCUUUCACGACACAAACUAGGCAGACUGAGCGGUGUGCCAUCAGUGGUCUCCGAUGUCACAACUGUUAUGGGUAUAGGCGCAUCGAAUCGUCACCGGGGUGGCGCCAGCGCAGCGUCCGGCAGUAUCGCAAAUUCUAUCCUACCCAGUGGUAGCGAAGACGCGGGGUGUGCGGCCUGCGAAACUAGACGUGUGCGCUGGUCGCCGGUGAAGACCCCAUUGUUCGGUACCAAUAGGUGCGGUACUCCGACACAGUCGACGGCCAACAAGGGCAUCGAGCGUUUUGAGACAGCCUGUCGAGACACGCCACGCCAUGUGGGAAGGCGAAGGUUAACAGCGAGCUGGUACAGGAGGCCAAAGAUGGGGCUUGCGGUGUGCGUAAGGCAGAUGAAUGACGCUGGAACGACGUUGUCACGACUAGCACAACAAGCACGACAAGCGCAACAAGCGACACGGCGAACUCAGCACUUGGGAGCCAGUGGGAGCGAGACCACAUCAUGCCGUUCGUCGCUGCCGUCCCCUCGAGUAUACUUGCUUUUUCGGUGUCUGACCCCUGCUCGAACCGGGUCAAGAGAAGGAAACGGCAAUAGACGCGAUCACCUAAUCAAGAGCCGCCACCUUCGAGCUCAACCGCAGCAAAGCAACGGGAUCAGACAGGUAUACCAAGCCGCUGGUAGAGUGCCGGCUGGCCCCAGACCACUUGCUGGGUUUAGCUCGGUAGCGGAGCUUACUGCCGCUCAUCCCCACACCGGUUUCCACUCUACACCUAACCACAUUCCCUCUUGCUUGUGCACCAUGUUACACCCAUAAUUGAGAAAUGAGGGAGAUCUCUUAGAUUUGGAAACUGGAUGAAUAUGAGGAAAUUGGAAAAGUCGAGAGGUCUAUCAUGGUCUUUUCUUGGAUAUACCAGGCUACAACCCAGCUCUGCAGUCCUCACAUAAGAAUUUGGGCAGACUCACAAAACGCAAGAACGACAAAGAGUCCAAUUGAGGAAAGUUG